AUGGAAUAUACAAUCCUGUUAUCAGCGCUCGUACUUUUCGCCGCUUUGUAUCGAACUGAAAGCGCCCCUUCAAGAAGAUCACGAGCCAUUUCAACGCCCGAAACGGUUUCAGAACGAGAAAGCAAACUCGAAGAUGUCUUUAAAGAGGGUACAACAUCAGCUCCGGAGCCUACCAAUAGGAGAAAUAAGGCUCUCAACUUAUUUGGAGGAUAUUUCCCAUCUUAUUUGUCUUCCGGUCUAGAUUACAUGGAAGACGAUGAUGAUGACGUUACAUUCUCCGUGAAUGAUGAUCAUUUAGACGAUGAUGAUAUUUCACGGACCAUUCCUUCAAAACGCCGUCAACAGAAUAAGAAAAAGAAUGGAAGUGGUAACACCUUUCCCAAUGAUAAUCUAAAUUCUCUCCAAUACGAUAAUUCCCCUAUCUUUUACAUCAGAUUGCCACCCACCCCAUACAUGUUUGUACCAGGUUUGGGUUAUGUGUCACAGCCUCCAACUCUUGGACCCGCGAUGCCACCAAUGAUGCCUCAGGUUCCUCAACAAGUAUCAGAUCCUUUUAUCAACCUACCCAUAGACUUUGUAUCUAACGGAAAACCAACAGGAGUUUACCAAUGGAGCGGAUCUUCUGGUUUUCCACCAGCACCUCAAAUGUCAGUUGAUCCAUUCGGGUAUGGACCAUCUCAACCCAUGCCACCAGUACAUCGCCCAAGUUACAGCUCACCCUCGUACUCAAAACCAAAACCACAAUCUGUUUCAAGUAAUUCAAAGAUCACCAAUCUUAAGGGACCAUACGUUUUUAAUGGUAAACCCGGCGAUAGUGUAUACGUGCUUCGGGACACCUACAACUCUAUAUACUCUGAUGCUCUUCAAAAUUUCUAUCCUUAA
Melitaea cinxia (Glanville fritillary) is the source of this 882-nucleotide messenger RNA. Its product is annotated as pollen-specific leucine-rich repeat extensin-like protein 3. The transcript has a single exon. Lineage: Eukaryota; Metazoa; Arthropoda; Insecta; Lepidoptera; Nymphalidae. Bases 1 to 882 code for a protein of 293 amino acids. The record is from RefSeq and is a predicted model, not a curated record.